AUGUUGCAGAAGUAUCGGAUGUUUCUGAAGAAAAUUGCAGACAAAGGAAUCCUUGAGGGAUUAUCUGAGAGAGCCUUGAGGUCAAGGUUUGCUAUGGGUCUUCCCACAGAUCUCAUCAGAGACCUUCAAAAGAGAGCUAGUCGUUUUCGUCAUUACGAACAUUAUCAUUAUCAACCUUACAGUACUGUAGCUAUGCCUCAGAUUCCUCACAAUCCUCCAACAACCAGAUUCUCUCUCGCCAAUCAAACCGUACUGGGACAACCAAACCAUUAUGGGACCAAUCAUCAUCGUCCUAUCGUCAAUGGAGGACUCAUGACUUCUGCAAAUUCCCUGACUGCAAAUGGUUUGAUGAGCAACUAUUCCUCACUGGGGAACAGCGGAAACUUCAACUAUGGCCCAUCUAAUUAUGAUAAUCAUAACAACAGCCUUGGGAUGAUAAUGCCUUAUGGAAGCUCUGGCUUCCAAAGAAGUCCUUGGACAUAUAAUAACCACCUUGGAACUCAUGUGAACAACAACGAUAAUAACCGUGGGAUGAUAGUGCCUUAUGGAAGCUCUGGCCUGCAACGAUGUUCUAGUACUUAUAAUAACCACCAUGGAACGCAACUGAACAACAAUCCUUCUCUUACAGUUGGUGCAUUGAAUCGAGUUCAUAACAACAGCUACAAUUACAGCAGCAGCAGCAAUAUAUUUGGCUUGUCAAAUAAUGGGAAUGCUUCAAAUAAUGCAAUUGUUCCUGUCUCGUCCUCGGCUGUGAAUGCCCGUGUUGAGCCAACUCGAUCAAACAUAUCUGCAGGGCUCCCAUCUUUGCCUCAGCAGUCAAUUAAUGGCAGUAGGAACGCUGUAGGUGGUAAUCAUGAUCAGCAUAAUACUGUCACUUCGGUGAAUCAGAGGGAAGCUGGCCAAAUGGAUGAUCUUGAUGAACUUUUCCUCAUGAUAGACGACAUGGUUCUUCUGGACAAGACUGCAGAGAGCCCCGGUGAACGUUCGAGUUCUGACAUUCUUAACUCCUUUAAUGUUGAAGACUACAUUGAGCUGUUGCAAGAAGAUGGUGAUCACGCAAGCGUUCAAACAAAUGAAAGAAGUCUCAAUGUUCAGCCGAACGAGUCCCCAUCUUGCACCAACAAAAACCCUAAUUUGGUGGUAAGCAACGAUGCAUCCACAAACUUGGAACCUUAUGACAUGUUCAUGGCGGAACAGACUAAUUCAUCAGCAGGAAAGUCAACUCCUCAAGAGCAGGAUUGGGACGAGGAUCUCAUUGAAACGUUGUUCGCUGCUGCAGAUUCCUGCCAGAAGUAA
Messenger RNA from Neltuma alba, 1296 nucleotides. Its product is annotated as probable cyclin-dependent serine/threonine-protein kinase DDB_G0292550. The record is from RefSeq and is a predicted model, not a curated record. The transcript has 5 exons. NCBI's taxonomy places the organism in Eukaryota, Viridiplantae, Streptophyta, Magnoliopsida, Fabales, Fabaceae. Bases 1 to 1296 code for a protein of 431 amino acids.